CUUGAAGGCCCAAUCAAAUCAUUCAGCUCAAGACCUACGUGGGCGACAUCAAUCAAAACAUUGUGCUCAUUGUAGGUCGCGCGUGUUAUUUACAAUAUUAUAUUUCGAAAAUAUUGACUGAAAAUCAACGAUUAGAACAGUCCAAGUCAAGCUAGUGAAAGAUUUAUGUGUUAUUUGUAAAACGUUUUGACUUUUUAUAGACUGGUGUGAGAAUUUUAAAUAUUUUGUGAAAAUGACCGCGUCUACUAUGAUCGAAUUAGAAUCUUGGAUUAUCUACCAAUGUGUCCUGAAUGAAUGCCAUGUAUCCAGCAGCUGAACCUGCAAUAGAUCUACUUUUUUCUUCGAAGUUAUUUUAAGUUUUCUUCAUGGUUUCCACUUCGACGGAGGGCGGCGCGUGGUGCGCUCGCGACAUCUCGCUGCGCGCGCAGAAGAAGUUCCUCUCGAGGGUAGGAGGAGCCACCAGCGCGCGGGCGCUCAUUCUCGACGAACAUGCCGCCAAGCUCCUUGACCAGUUCCUGGUGGUGCUGCGCGAGCGCGUGGAGAAGCGCGAGGCGGAGAAGCUGGUGAAGCACGUGAUCAAGUCGGCGGUGAAGCUGGGCGUGCUGCGGCGGCACGGACAGCUCUCGGCCGCCGACGACCGCGCGCUCGCCUCCUUCAGGUCUAAGUUCCAGAACGUAUUGAUGGCGGUGGUGUCGUUCUGCGAGGUGGAGUUCUCGUACGACCGCGGGUUCCUGCAGGAUGCCCUGCGCGAGUCCCACCAGUCGCUCAAGGCGGUGGUCGAAAGGCACCUAUCAGACAAAUCCGUGUCCCGUCUAGCCGGAGUCUUCGCCCUGGCCUCUCGGGGAGAACUUCUGGACUCCCUCUUCGCCGGGCAAGUAGACGAGGACGUGCUCAAACUGUCCAGGAUGCUGCGCAAGGAGCUCGACCGAGGCCUGCUAUAAUCCCACCAGCUCGCCUCACAUGAGCCGUCCUACCACUACCAAAGGUUUACCUACCAUCGUAACUUGGCUGCUUGCGAUAUGCCCAAUGGUCCUUCAGAGAGUAUUCGAAUAGUUGGGACUCGAUGUUAUAUCGAUUAGAUUGACUUUUAAAUGUUUUCAACGUGAGCAAUGUCUUAUGAGCGGUAUUUGAAAACAUUCAGUGUAGUGUAAAACUAAAAUACCAUAUAAUCAUGUUAACAAUUUAAUUUCAUUCGAGUCUUGAAUCGAGUACCGGAGUUAAACAUUUCGAAUUCCAAUUUUAAAAUUCGAAUGUUUGUUCUAUCGAUUUUGCAAACAUUCGAAUAGACUCCACCACUAGUGCAACCAUUAUAGCAUCGCUCGCGGCCACGAUAGCUCCGGAUGCGACCGCGGCAUCACGCAACAAUAUCGUUAUCUCCACAAAUGGAGAUUUGAUUUUUAUAUAUAUUGAUAGGUUUUGUAAAUAUACACAUGCUCCAUCCGCGGACCGACUUGGAAACAUUUAUUACUGCCUUAAAAAUAUUUGUGCUCGAUUUUUUUCAAUAUUGUACAUAAGCUACUCUACGUAAGCUACGUCAUCUUUUCUGUCAAAAACGAAAAAAAAAAAAAACAGAAAAAUAACUUAUGGCUCUACGAGUAAUACCUGCUGUCAUUUGUUUUAAGAAUUUCUUCCGAGAUCUCCAAUAAUUCUUACUUCUGAAGACCUUUCUGUCUAUGAUAUCUCUAUUUGUUGCAUGUCGGUUUCGCGGUGUUGAGAUUUCGAUGUCGCUUGCGCUCUCAUUCCACUAAACGCACGUUUAUUUAUACCAGUACGAUUUACAUUUCGCUUUGCUCUCUGGUCACAGAAUUCGUGAUACGAGUUUAUUGAAUACUCACUUCAUUCGGCGAGACGAGAUUUGUUUUAAUCGAGUAUUUUAAAAACAUCGAUAAUUCUGAAAAAAGAUCUCCAUCGAAUUAAGUUUCUGUUCUAAAUUUAAAUUUAUGAUUUUUUUAUUAUGUAGCAAAAUGCUCUCUUUAUUCGUUAAAUGAAUGGAUUGAUUCUCAGUACUGAACUAACAAAUUAUUUAAUUAAUUUUAUAGACUAAAUGAAUUUUAACCCUCUCUAAGAUAAUAACUUGCCUACAUGCCAGUAUAUCUACAGAUGUGACUGUCGAUGCGUUCAUCUUGCCUGGUUUCGUAUUCAAUUUUAAUUAAGCGUUAUUUUAAAAAAUAAUAAUAUUAAUGCAUUUAAUAAUUUGUAAAUAUAAUUUAAGUGAUUGUAUUCGAACGGUUUAGUUAUUUAGUUAUUAGACGAAGUUACCGUAAUACAAGUACGAGGUUUCCACUACAUUUACGUUUACAUCACACUGUAAUGCGCAGUAUGGCAUCUUUACAAUCAUAGCAGUGAAUGAAAAAAAAAAUGCUGUAUUUAACCCGUGCGAGUUAUCUGUACACCUCAAAGUUUGUUAAAAAAGUUAAUUAAGUUAUUUUUUUUGUUGCAAUUAAAUGAUGGAUCGCGCUGGAGGUAAAUGAUGUGACUGACCGAAGGGGAAGAAGGGUCGCAUAACGCAAUCCCACGAAAGAACAGUUGAACCGCGCGGGUUGUAAUUCAGUAAUUCAUAAUACAUUGUCAUUGCAUACGGCCUAUUACCGAUGAAUUAUCUACGAAUGUUUGUGACGGUUAAACAUAUUAGCCCAAUGGCGAAAACAUAUUUAUUUGGAAUUAUUUAAAUACAUUUAAAAUAAUAUUUAAAAUCAUGUUUACACAUCACAUAUUUCAUAUUGUCAUUAAAGCGACGUCACCGGCGUAGUUUCUUCAAUACAUUCACUCUUAACGUAAGUAGACGAUUUUAUAAUAUAAAUUGUACCAAAAUGUAUUCCAACUUAACAGUAAAUUGAACAUAUCUCAAACUACAAAUAUUGACGUCAUAAUCGAUUUAUACUAUCGAGCAAAUAUGACAGAACACAGUCAUAAAUUAUUUCAUAGCGUUCGCUAGCUAACGCCCCUAGACGCUGUUUAUCUCAAAAUUUUAAUCUACACCAUUGUAUAUCAAAAUUAUACACAAUUUCGGACCAAAAAAUUUUAUUAUAACAGUUCGAACAUAUCUGAACUAUAAUUCAUAUCUUCAUUUUGUAUUAGCAAUAAAUGUCGAUAUAGUGGUAGUUAUUAAUUGUUUUUUAAGAAGUGUAUUGUAGUGCGAACAAUCCCCACUAUUAGACGCACAUUUCUAACUCUUGCCUAAUUGUGUCACUGUUUAGUGUUUGUGUUUGUGGAUGCCGGCUGUGGACCGAAUGUAUGCGACGUCGUCCAACGUCAUAUAACGUAACGCGAGGUGCGGUAGUGAUCAUUUAUUGUCUAGUGGUAACUUUGGAGCUUUAGUAGAUUUUACGAGAAACGAACUUAGACGAUUAUUUCGGUAUUAUUUAAUUACAAACUCAUAAUAAUAGUUCUAUAUAUACAUAUUAUAACAAAAUUAUAAUAGGCCUUUGGGGGUCUUUACUAGAGCAACGAAAGCCAAAACAACAGAUUUAGAUUGUUUUUGCCUGUCUGUCUGUCUGUCUGUCUGUAUGUAUGUACAUGCAAAAACGUUUUCACAGAUGUAUUGCUAGAGAUCUAACCUCCAUAGACUCCAUUUCAUCAAAAAAACUUUCAAGCGGCCAGAGCCGCGAGCAAAAGCUAGUAUAUAAUAAUAACGUAUUCAUUUUGAAAGUUUAUGCGUGAAAUGAAACAAAUUGACGUUGGAUGGCGAUUGUAUAAUAUAAAUGUGUAUAGUGUGAUGUCACCCAAAACACUUCACAUGAGUCUACAGCCGGCAUGAACUUCGUAGCUAGAUGAAAUCAAAGAAACGUCCAAGUAGGGAAUGUAUUAAAAAGACAAUAUGAAUGUUAAAUGUUAAUAAAUGUUGAUUUCUCAACGACUAGCGACUCUAUGAGAGAUAUUAAUUUCUGCAUGUAAUGUUAAAAUUUAAAUUGAUGUUAAAUGUUAGCUGUUGUGUUAAGAGGCCGGAUAAUUAAUUAUUUGCGAUUUUGUAUCAUUGGAAAUACCUUUUUUAUAUAUUUAUAUUAAAAUAUAACUUAAAUGGGAAACAAUCGUUCGGGUUCAAUACACGUCAAAGGAGAAUAAUUUAUAACUUAGUGGUGAAAAUGAAAAAUAGUAAUUGUGGACAACUUUUUUAUAAACGUAUUGAAGCUGAUACAAAAACAUACUUAUUAUAUAGAAUAUUGUAAUACGAAUUACAGAGUUUAUUAACUCAAACGUAUAAUCUACGUAUUUCUUAUAUUUACGCGAAUGUUAGACUUUGAAAUAGUUGCAAUACCUACAUUUGGGAUAAAAUCUGUAAAUAGUUCAAUGUGAUUUACGUUUUUCGAUUUUACUAAUAAGUUAUAAUUAAUCUCCCUGAUGUAAUAAUGACACCCUCUUAAUGGAACACCUGUACAUGUUAUUUUAUUGCAGACCAAAAGCAUUUAUAAAUCACAAGUAAAUGUAUAAAAAUUUAUAUUUUAUUGAAACAAAUUCGCAGAUUUUAGUAUAUUUGGGCUUAAUAAAUUAUUUGAACCUCAUAGUUCUUUUAAAUGGUCAAGAGUGUAUCAAGACUCAGUGAAUAAAUGUAAAAUUCGUAGUAAUUGUAAAUUUAUAUGACAUUUUAAUUUUAUUUUAUAUGUUAGUGAUACAAUGUGGUGUGUGAUCGAAUGAACAAAAAAUGCGUGUAAAAUUUUGCACUUGCUUCCAAUUUGUAACUUUAUAAUAAAUUGAAAACGAUUACGGUCAGGUUCUAAAGAUGUUUUUGUUUAGUCAAAAAUAUCGGUAAUUGUCAGGGAAAUGCUCUCUAUAUAGAUUGAUUUAAAAAAAUGUUUUUAAUAACAUAAAACGAUAUUUUAUAGAGUCAUGUACCUUUGACGAAUCAUAUGUUAUUGACAAAUAUUAUACCCAAGAAAAUGUAGUUACUAUCAAACAUAUAACAUAAAAAUAUUUGUCCUAACAUAGUAUUCAUCAGAGGCAUAACAUUUGGUAUUUGUAACAAACAAAACAGAUUCACGAGGAUUGCUCGAUACAAUGAUUACUGUAACACAAUUUCGAGAUAUACAAAAUGUGCAAGAUUUAAUAUUGAAGCCCUAUUUGAAAUGGUUUUUAGCCCUCACAGCACAGUGCACCGACAUGACACUAGGAGUUUGAAUGAGUAUAUUGUCUACACAAUAUAUAAACUAAGCUGAUUAUGUAUAAUUUUUUGUUAAGCCGUGUUAUGUGUAAGAUUUGAUAUCAAAUAUACAAUUGGUAAAGAG
This is a messenger RNA of Manduca sexta (tobacco hornworm), 5219 nucleotides long. RefSeq names its product tumor necrosis factor alpha-induced protein 8-like protein (gene sigmar). The transcript is spliced from 6 exons. The record is from RefSeq and is a predicted model, not a curated record. Bases 366 to 941 code for a protein of 191 amino acids. Lineage: Eukaryota; Metazoa; Arthropoda; Insecta; Lepidoptera; Sphingidae. Gene Ontology annotation, cellular component: cytoplasm. Gene Ontology annotation, biological process: regulation of apoptotic process.